UGAUAUCCUAAUGAAUGAUACAAAUAAAGAAAAAAAUCAUUGUUUAAGAAAUAAAUUAUGUAAAAAAUAAUUAAAAUAUCCUUUAAAAUCUCUCGAAUACCGCCCAUUCGCACCAAAGACAAACACACUUCCCACACACUAUGGCAGCGGUAACCGGCGCAUACUUUUUUUCAGCCGGAUUUACACCGUCACCAGCUGUCCGUUCUUGCUUAUCACCGUCAUCCGGAAAACUUAACCUGAACUCGAGUUCGGUUUAUAAUCCGAUUCAGCAAUAUGCAGUUACUAGUGAAGAACCUAUAUCACCGUCGACAUCUUCAACGACGACGACGAAAACGACGGGUAGUUUUUUAGAUAAUCUGAGGUUAAAAGUAAAACAACUAGAUGAAGAAGAAGCAGUGGAGAAUAUAAAAAAUCCCUUCCGUUUGGAGUUGGAAGAAGCAGCAAGCUUAGUGAAGUACAGGAAGAGCCUGAAAGAUUAUUUUGAAGAAUCGAAAUGUUUUAAUAGAUCGGAAGGAGGUGGCUGCGGUGGUCCGCCGAGGUGGUUUUCGCCGUUAGAGUGUUCGUCGCGGUUGGAAGAUUCUCCUCUGCUUCUAUAUCUUCCCGGGAUUGAUGGUGUUGGACUGGGGCUGGUUCGGCAACAAUGCAGCCUUGGAAAGAUGUUUGACAUAUGGUGCUUGCAUAUACCAGUUAAGGAUAGAACAUCAUUUACAGGUUUAGUCAAGCUGGUCGAAGGAACAGUUAGAACAGAGAGUAAUCACUCAACUAGACCAAUAUAUCUUGUUGGGGAAUCUCUGGGGGCAUGCCUUGCACUAGCUGUUGCAGCCCGUAACCCUGAUAUUGACCUUUCAUUAAUUUUGGCUAAUCCAGGAACAUCUUUUAAGAAGUCACAGUUGGAACCUCUAAUACCAGUAUUGGAAAUUAUACCUGAUCAACUCCAGCUUGGUCUUCCUUAUAUGCUGAGCUUGAUGACAGGUGAUCCAUUGAAGGAGGCGAUGGCUAAUGUGAUAAAGGGAUUUCCUCUACAGCAGAUAUUUGGAGCUCUAUCACAGGAUGUCACUGCAAUGUCAUCUUACCUCUCUGUUCUCAGCGACAUCUUACCUAGAGAAACACUUCUCUGGAAGCUACAGUUGCUUAAGUCAGCUUCAGCAUAUGCCAAUUCUCGCCUACACGCCGUAAAGGCUCAAACACUUGUACUUUGCAGUGGCAAAGAUCAGCUGCUACCAAGUCAAGCGGAAGGUCAAAGACUUUAUGAUACAUUGCCUAAUUGUGAGAAUCGUUCGUUUCAGGAUAGCGGCCAUUUUCUGUUCCUGGAAAAUGAAAUUGAUAUAGUGACUAUUAUCAAGGGGACUAGUUUCUAUCGUCGUGGAGCAAACCAUGACUAUAUCUCUGAUUACCUGCUACCAUCUCCUCCUGAAUUCAGAAAGAUAUAUGAAUCAAACAGGCUCAUUGUGCAAGCAACAAGCCCGGUGCUGCUCUCAACUUUAGAAGAUGGGAAGAUAGUCAGAGGUCUUGCAGGAAUUCCUUCAGAAGGACCUGUCUUAUAUGUUGGUUAUCACAUGUUACUGGGAUUUGAAUUAACUCCGAUGGUUACCCAAUUUUUGAUCGAAAGAAAUAUUCUUAUGAGAGGGAUUGCACAUCCAUCAAUGUUUAGGAGAUUGAAAGAAGGGAUGCUACCUUCUUUAUCAGAAUUUGACACAUUCAGAGCAAUGGGUGCAGUUCCUGUUUCAGGAAAACUUUUUUACCAGCUUCUGUCCUCGAAGUCUCACGUGUUGUUGUACCCAGGAGGAGUGCGCGAGGCUUGUCAUCGGAAGGGUGAAGAGUACAAGUUAUUCUGGCCUGAACAGUCAGAGUUUAUCAGGAUGGCAGCUAGGUUCGGAACCAAAAUUGUGCCAUUUGGCGUUGUCGGGGAAGACGAUUUAUUUGAAGUAGUUUUUGAUUAUGAUGACCAAAUGAAGGUUCCUUUCCUUAGGGAUUACAUAACAAAGAUUGCAGAACAAUCUAAGAGUGUGAGAACUGAAGCAAAUGGGGAAGUCAGUAACCAAGAUAUGCACCUUCCUGGAGUGCUGCCAAAAUUUCCUGGAAGAUUCUACUAUUAUUUUGGGAAACCAAUUGAAACAGAAGGCAGGAAAAAGGAAUUAAGGGACAAGGAGAAAGCACAUGAAUUGUACAUGCAAGUCAAGUCCGAAGUCGAGAAUUGUCUCGCUUUCUUGAAGGAGAAACGAGAAAGUGAUCCUUACCGGAACCUGUUAACUCGACUAGCUUACCAGGCUACACAUGGUUUUCCUUCCGAAAUUCCAACUUUUGAACUUUGAUUGUGUCCUAAUUCAAAUUAGCCGAGAUAAAAGGGGCCUCGGACUCAGAGUAUGUUGUCAAUUACUAACUCGGAACUUCGAUAACUGUUUGGAAUAGAACCUGAAGGUGCCGAUAAUGCACUUUAGUUCUUACAUAGAUGAUAUAGAUCACAAAAUAUAAAAUGGUUAGGGUUUUGACCAAGUAAUUAUCAUACCUAGUUGGUGCACCCACAGCCAUAGGAAGAGCACAUGAAUGUAUUUUAUGUGUCUGUAAAUUUAUGUGAUACUCCACAUUGUAUUGAUAAUAAGGUCAUGUAGUAUUAUUAAUAA
Messenger RNA from Mercurialis annua (annual mercury), 2621 nucleotides. RefSeq names its product phytyl ester synthase 2, chloroplastic-like. The coding region runs from base 141 to 2312 and encodes 723 amino acids. The transcript has 14 exons. Gene Ontology annotation, cellular component: membrane. Lineage: Eukaryota; Viridiplantae; Streptophyta; Magnoliopsida; Malpighiales; Euphorbiaceae. The record is from RefSeq and is a predicted model, not a curated record.